AUCGCGAUACUUUCCGCCGCCCGGGAGCUCCGUCCUGCUAACAGCAGCGGCCGCUGGAUGGACAGCCGCCUCCAGCCUUUCUCCGGAGAUUAGGAGGGCACGGAGUGUAAUUAGCGGCCGAGGAAGGGAUAGAGAGCGGUUUCUCCAGCCCUGAGCCUUUCUGUACCUCCUCAAAAUGUCGGCGCAGGCCCAAAUGCGCGCCAUGCUCGACCAGCUCAUGGGGACCUCUAGGGACGGUUCAAUGUAUCUAUGCCUGCCUACUUCAAUCCGCAAGGGAGUAUCAGAAAGGCCCCGCAUUCGCCGAGCCGUGAUACAACAAGACAGCGGAUCAAGUUUAGUGAUGAAAGAGUGUGCAAAAGCCAUCUGCUCAAUUGCUGCCCCCAUGAUAUACUCUCUGGAACGAGAAUGGAUCUGGGAGAAUGUUUGAAGGUACAUGACUUGGCCUUGAGAGCAGAUUAUGAGAUUGCAUCUAAACAACAAGAUUUCUUCUUUGAGCUUGAUGCAAUGGACCACUUGAAGUCAUUCAUCGCAGACUGUGACAGGCGAACCGACAUUGCAAAAAAAAGACUGGCUGAUACGCAGGAGGAAAUAAGUGCAGAAGUAGCUGCCAAAGCAGAGAGAGUGCACGAACUAAAUGAAGAGAUUGGAAAACUGCUAGCAAAAGCUGAGCAGUUAGGGGCAGAAGGAAAUGUCGAAGAGUCACAGAAAGUUAUGGAUGAAGUCGAAAAGACUAGAAUUCGGAAACGAGAAGCUGAGGAAAUCUAUCGCAGUUCUAUGCCAGCCUCAAGCUUUCAGCAGCAAAAGCUGAGAGUAUGUGAAGUAUGUUCUGCCUAUCUGGGACUGCAUGAUAACGACAGAAGAUUGGCUGACCAUUUUGGUGGCAAGUUGCACUUGGGCUUCAUUGAAAUACGUGAGAAAUUAGAUGAGUUAAAGAGAAUUGUGGCAGAAAAGCAGGAGAAACGAAAUCAAGAUCGAUUGAAGCGCAGAGAAGAGCGAGAUAGAGAAGAGCGAGACAAAUUAAAAAGAAGAUCUAGAUCCAGGGAGAAACGCAGACAUCGUUCAUCUUCCCGGGACCGCAGGAGAAAAACACGAUCUAGAUCUCGUGAUAGACGUCACCGCCAUAGAUCACGCUCUGACAGUCGCAGUCGUAGUCACAGUCAUCACCGCAGCCGGGAUAGGAGCAAAGAUUGGAGUUCCAAGUCAAAUAAUCUGAUUCCUUUCAGGUCCUCUAGAGAUAAGGAGAGAACCUCAAGAGACAGGGAUCGUUCAAGAGACAGAGAACGAAGGCACAAAAAGCGCAGCUAUGAAACUGCUAAUGGGAAAUCAGAGGAACGUAGUUCUGAAGAACGUGAAGCUGGAGAGAUCUGAGUCUGUCUUCAGCUGGAAACAUGGUUUAGUGGACUGCUGUUUUUAAAAGGGACAGUAACAAGGACAGUUGGCUACUUCUGCUAGGAAUAGAUACGAGCUCAGAUCUAUACUUGGUAUAUAUUGGUUUACACCAAAAAGUUAAGUUAUUUUUACUCUGUUGUGGACAACUCAAAAAGUUAGGUUUAAAAUUGUAUUUUAGUCUGUUUUUGUCCUUACAUCUGAGUGUUUGUUUUUUUCCUGCAUUCAUUUUAGCAAUUUGUACAGACUUUAUUUUUCAAUCAAACGGCAGGAUUGUUGUGUUUUUUUUUUUUUUUUUUUGUUUUGUUUUUUUAGAGAGGGUGGUUUGACCCAAGACCUUUUAACACCUUAGUUCAUUGCUAGGAAAGUACAUUUCUCAGUUGUGACAUGUAAGCUUUCUAGAAUGUUGUUUGUACACCAUGAAGACCAGAUUCAGUGAUGAGCGCAAAGUUCUUGGUCUGCUCUUAUGGCCUCUGCUGCUGGAUUUGUAGAAUUUUUUUUGCUGUUUUAUUCUUUAAUAUCUACCAAAAUGCUAGAAUUUUCUUGUUAGUAAUGAUUGCAAAGUUAACAGUAUUGCUUUAUCCUCCACUCCUAUUUGCAGUGUAUUGGUGAAAGUAUAAAUAAAUGAAAUAUGGCACUAUGUGGUGUGUACAGAAUAAAGUGCACAUACCAGUAAGAGACGGCAAAUACAUUAUUCAUCUUCACACAACGGACAACAGGAAACAUGAAUGUUAAUACAUUAUGCUAUCCUCAUUAGUGUUAAAACUUAGUGGUUUUCCCAGCUUUUCAUAUUGAUUGCCUAUCCUUGGGAUAGGUCAGCAAUAUGAAAUUGGCCAGGGUCUGACUCCUCUCACCCCGACCAAUCAGUUUUUCAAAGAGGUUGCCGCGCUCCAUGAGCGAUAAAGACUCUUCCUACGCCAUGUCACAUGGCCAAGUCAAUGGGGCUGAGCUACAAUACCUCAAUGCGCUUUCUCAAUCAGCUGGUCAACGGGAGUGCUUGGAGUAAGACCCCUGUUGAUCUAUUUUUGAUGACCUGUCCUGAUAAGCCAUAAAUAAAAAAACUUCCAGAAAACCCCUUUAAAUGCAUAACAGGUACAUUGUAUUUAUCAUGCGUUCCAUCCUCCAUGCUGUCCAAUUCUCGCUGUUGUGAAACUGGCUGUUAAAACAUUCCCUUGCAGCAUUUUUGUGUAAGGCAGAGUGGUGUGGUAAUGUUUUCUUUACACAAAGAAUGGCUUACAGACAGGAAAACAUUACAUAUACUUAUCCCUUCAGGAACUGCGACUGCAUCUAAUAGAUGAAAUUGAUUUGUAAGAGCAGAGACUGAUCACCAUACACUUUUUCUUUAAUCAAUUUUUUUAUUUUUUUGUUGAAUCAAUAUAAUUAGCAAUAUCAUCUGUACAAUUUUUGUCUGUAUGAAAU
Messenger RNA from Bufo bufo (common toad), 2805 nucleotides. RefSeq names its product putative RNA-binding protein Luc7-like 2. Gene Ontology annotation, biological process: mRNA splice site recognition. The record is from RefSeq and is a predicted model, not a curated record. Gene Ontology annotation, cellular component: U1 snRNP; U2-type prespliceosome. Gene Ontology annotation, molecular function: mRNA binding. Bases 250 to 1368 code for a protein of 372 amino acids. The transcript is spliced from 10 exons. Lineage: Eukaryota; Metazoa; Chordata; Amphibia; Anura; Bufonidae.